ACCAUACGUACGUGCUAGACAUUAAUUCUAAUAGAAAUAUAAAAAAAAGAGUUUAAAAAAUAUUGAAAUCUUCGGUAUCAAAAUGCUGAUGACACGGAAUUCUUAAAGUGAUUUGAUAGUUUCUUAAAACAAGAAAAAAGCUACUUUCAUCCACAUAAAAAUAAGAGCAAGAGGCACGAUGCGGUUCAAAGACGUGAUCUCGGUGUCCCCUCAUCUUGGAUUGAACAACAAUCAAUUGCAGAGAAGCUCUCUUGACCCCGACAAAUCUGAAGAGGUUGAGAAUCAGAACGAAACGUCUUCAAAUAUAAUCAAUCAAGAAGAAAACGACGGAUUUCGAAUUGCCAAAGAUACUACCAGAUGGUCAUCUAUUGCUACAAAUAUUGAUACAAAUCUCGAUUCUUCUACCCAUAACAAUAUCAACAACAAUCUUACUAUUCCCAGACUUUAUCAGAGUAGCUCAGCAGAAAGCCUAGCAGAUUACGAAGGAUCUGAAGAUCCAUCACACGAGUCGACACCAUCGGAUUGGUCGGACUGGUCAGAAGAAGGCAAUCUGCCGCCCGGCUGUCGCGGGAUCGUCAACCCGAAUUAUCCAGGAUUCCAUCAUCUGGGUCCUUCACUGCUCUCCGACACUGACUCACACCUCACUGAGGAUGAGCAGGACAGUUGCGCUUUUUCAACGCUUAACGACAAACAUUCUUCCAUAGAGGGCGGAAACGAGUUCAACAAUAACGUUCAGCCACUCACUUUCGAGAAUAUCAAUCAACUUGACGGGCUUAAUAUUGAACAGAAGAUAUUCUACGACAAGCCCAAAUUUAACAUUCAUACUGUAAACUCUUUGUACGAAUCAGUGGUACCUCCUUCCGAGAAGUGCAUAAAUUACGUGAAGAGCGUUGAGGUUUCUCGAAACGAGGAGGCGGUUCUUGCGCCAGAUCCAGAGGCUUUGGUAAACACUGUCGCAGAGACCUAUUUGACGCAACUGGAAAUUAACGAAGCUUCAGCAGACAUCGUCUUAGAGGAGGAAGCUCCUGAGUUAUUCGAGGCCACCGUCGAGCAACGCGAACCACGUGAACUUGCAGUAGAGGUCGAGAUCGUCGAAUUGACGACAAGCGUCAAAGAAACACUACAGUUUCCGGAAAUCGAGGAAAUUCUCGAUUCCAACAAAACCAGCGAGAGCGGAGAGCCGGAAGACGCAGCUGUCGAGCACAUCGACCUGAUUCGCGAGGCCAAGGAGUUGCCCAAAUCUAUCAAGAUAGGAAACCGCCAGGGCACUUCGAUCCCCAACAGCGUUGAGGAUUCGGGAAAUAACUCCGACUCCUCUGAGGAAAAUGCUCCUUAUGCGAAACUCGACGAAAUAGACCUUCUCUCCAGUAUUGGACGAGAUAUCGGGGUUGACCUUGAGAAAUACGUCCAACCGGUACCGGACGUUGUAGCAAUGGAGGCUGUUGAUCUGCGAGCUCCCAGAUCUCUUCCUCUCACUGGCAUCGUCAAGGAAGGUAUGAGAGAAGACACAAACAAGCUUCUGGAUCGAGACCUUCCUGAAGCUUCUAGCGCUGAUGCUAAAAAGAAAGAAAAAAUGGCUAGGAAUCAGGCCAGGAGGAGGCAACAGACUCACUCAUCUCAGCGGCGUCCAGAUAAACGCAGAGCUGGUGGUUUCGACGUUUAUAACAUCGAAACAGCGAUGCCGAAAAUCGAUUUGGAUGCAAUUGAAACACACUUGAGAGCUGCUCGAGAGGAAGAACGUCGGAGGAGAAAUGACAGAGAAGAAAUUCGAAGAAGGCUGGCCAUGGGGCCAGAAGCAGAUGAUAUUAGAAUCGAGAGGGGCAGGAAACCUAGUCUUCAUACUCGACUUCAAAGUGGGAUGAAUCUGCAAAUAUGCUUCAUGAAUGAAGCUUCUUCAGACACGGAAUCACCGGGUUCAGAAUGCGAUUCCUUGCCCGUGCCUGUCUCAUCCACAAUGACUAAACAUCAAAUUCCUGCGAGACCACAAGUAUUGAGUCUUCCAUCUUUAAGACUUGAUAUUGGUGCCAAUUCUUCUCCUAUCGACGAAGCUGAUUUUUUUGCUCGACAAGCUAGAUUGCAAAUGGAAGCCAGAGUGGCUCUAUCGCAAGCUAAGGACAUGGCACAUAUGCAGAUGGAGGUCGAGAGGCAGAAGCUCAAACAGAGUCCCAUCACGGAAAUGGUUCGAUCCAGUCUGGAGAAGAUUGGAGUCCAACUUGGCGAAGAGAGACGAAGACUUUCUCGAAUGUUACUAACGGAACUGAAUGUUGCUCAACUUCAAGUUCUGGCAAACGAUCUUCACGCGAGGAUAGCUACGUUGAACGAGGCUUUGGUUGAAGGCUUACUCAGGAGGGAUGACCUCCACAUGGAGCAAGACUCAAUGCUUGUCGAUGUCGAGGACCUCACCCGAUAUCUAGGUGCCAAGCAGGAAUCACUGAAGAAGAAGAUGAAGGAGCCGAUGAACCAAUUCCGAAGUCAGCAAACUCAUAUUCGGUCUAAAGGUGGAAUACAGCCGACUAUUGUCAACCGCAGCCUGGUCGGUUUUGUCAGAAAAUAAUACUUCGCCACGAGACUUAUCAGUCUCGUUGGGAAAUAAAACAUGGAAAUGUAAAACCAAAAAUCGAGAAGACGCGAAAACUCAGAAAAAAACGGUGAGUAAGAACCGUUGCGGGUAAUGGGUGGAACGGGAUAACCCACUUGAACGUUACCCCGUUUCACCCAUUACCCACAACGUUUCUUGCACACUGUUUUUUUUUUCUUUACAAAUUCGCCUAGAGUAGUUUUGUUAUGCGGCACAUUUUUAAAGAAAAAGUGUCGUCGAAAUAAGAGCAAGUCUUUUGCAGUUUGCUUUUUUCCAAGAUAAAUGGAAAAUCUUCGGCAUAUACUAUUUGUAUUUGAGCCGCUUCUUUCCUUACUCAAAAGACGAUCGUUACCAAAGAUCAUCUUCUAAACUUAUAUUAACAUGCGUACGCGAGAUGAAAAGUUCUCCAAAUAUUUAAGUACACGGAUAAAAAAGAUUUUGCUAAAUGGUAAAAAAAAACGUCUGGAACUUGGAAGUAGCUGAACAAUUUUUCGUUGCUCCUCUACCGAAAAGUUUGCCCUUUAUCAGUAAAUUUUUUUCUCCGUGUGCUAACGAGGGCUUUAAGAAUUUUUCCAUUAUUUCCACCAAUUCUUACAGAUUUAACUGUACUUGAUCAAAUUAGAUGCAGCACGAGCAUAAUCGAAUUCCUAAUCACAGAGGGACCCUCAUUUAUCGCGGCUCUCCAGACCAUGCAUGUAUUUAUCGACUUUGGCAUCGCCUUUAAUCUAGAAUAGUCGAAUAAACAUCUUCUUUGUUGUAUAUAUCUUAAGAAUUUACAAGUGUAAUAUAAUAA
This is a messenger RNA of Belonocnema kinseyi, 3371 nucleotides long. RefSeq names its product schwannomin-interacting protein 1 homolog (gene Schip1). The transcript is spliced from 11 exons. Bases 179 to 2554 code for a protein of 791 amino acids. Lineage: Eukaryota; Metazoa; Arthropoda; Insecta; Hymenoptera; Cynipidae. The record is from RefSeq and is a predicted model, not a curated record. Gene Ontology annotation, cellular component: plasma membrane; cell junction. Gene Ontology annotation, biological process: positive regulation of hippo signaling.